Daldinia decipiens is the source of this 972-nucleotide messenger RNA. RefSeq lists its product as uncharacterized. Gene Ontology annotation, molecular function: transmembrane transporter activity. The record is from RefSeq and is a predicted model, not a curated record. The transcript has 4 exons. The coding region runs from base 1 to 972 and encodes 323 amino acids. NCBI's taxonomy places the organism in Eukaryota, Fungi, Ascomycota, Sordariomycetes, Xylariales, Hypoxylaceae. Gene Ontology annotation, biological process: transmembrane transport.
AUGUUAGCCCGAUGCUCAUCCCAGUUCCACCAACUUCAAAGACGAACUUAUCCCGUAUGUGGUGUCGGAGGUAACUACCUGUCUCACAGACUUAGAAGCCCCAAAGUCCUCUUCCGCUGGAUUAUCCUACGAAAUAGUGUCGUUGAUGUUAUUGCCACCGGCAUGAAGUGGUGGAUGAUUGUCAUCUUGGCCCUCGGCACGCUAUCCGCGCCGCUCUCUUCCAGCGGCUUCUCGGGAAGCUUGCGGCAGAUCGAAAGCGACUUCGACGUUGGGUUGGAGCUUGGUAUCCUUAGCGUCUGGUUGUUCGUUGUUGGAUUCGCUAUUGGGCCGAUGGCGUGGGCGCCUGUGGCCGAGCUCACCAACAUCCAGACGUUAUUGAUGCUGCGUUUUUUCGCCGGCGGUGUCUUCCGGGAUGCGAUUGCUCGGCCUUGGGUCCUUCUUUUCUUUGAACCUAUAGUCUUAGUACUUUCGAUCUAUGCUUCGAUCAUUUAUGGGACACUUUAUCUUACUUUUACAGCAUUUCCCAUCAUAUUUGGACAGGAACGACAAUGGUCCCAGGGAAUUGCUGGUCUCUCGUACUUGGGUAUUAUGACUGGCCAAUUUUUUGCCAUGCUCUUCUAUAUCGUCCUCGAAACCCAACACCGAAAAGCGAUUGCUAAGGAUCCUACUAAAUCAACACCCGAAGCUCGAUUAGCACCCGCCAUGAUCGGAGGAGUAUUACUCCCGAUCAGCCUUUUCUGGUUCGCUUGGAAUACAUUGCCGAAUAUUCAUCGGGCUGUGAGUAUUGUCGGUUCGAGCUUCUUUGGAUUCGGCCAGGUCCUGCUCUUCAUUAGUUUGAUCAACUAUAUGAUUGACGCGUAUACUGUAUUUUCUUCCUCUGCUUUGGCAAGUAGUGUUAUUCUGCGAGCAUUAUUCGGCGCUGCUUUUCCAUUAUUCACACCCGUUAUGUACCAGAACCUUGGCGUACAAUAG